Loa loa (African eye worm) is the source of this 684-nucleotide messenger RNA. Its product is annotated as PCS-1 protein. The record is from RefSeq and is a predicted model, not a curated record. The coding region runs from base 1 to 684 and encodes 227 amino acids. NCBI's taxonomy places the organism in Eukaryota, Metazoa, Nematoda, Chromadorea, Rhabditida, Onchocercidae. Gene Ontology annotation, biological process: response to metal ion; detoxification of copper ion; phytochelatin biosynthetic process. Gene Ontology annotation, molecular function: metal ion binding; glutathione gamma-glutamylcysteinyltransferase activity. The transcript is spliced from 6 exons.
AUGGGAUAUAUGCAACAUCGUUCAACAUCAACUCAAAAUUUCUAUCGUCGAAAAUUACCAUCAUCUUGUAUUAAUUUUGCCUCACCUGAAGGCAAGAAACUUUUCAUCGAAAGUCUUGUUAAAGGACAUGCUAACAUUUACUUCCGAUUAGCGUCACAUUUUUUGACUCAAGGCGAACCAUCAUACUGUGGCCUUUCUACUUUGGUAAUGGUACUAAAUGCAUUGGAAGUGGAUCCAGGUCGAGUAUGGAAGUCACCAUGGCGUUUCUAUCAUGAAAGUAUGCUUGAUUGUUGUAUACCACUUGAUGUCAUCAAGAAAACUGGAAUAACAUUAUCACAAUUCGCAUGUUUAGCGGAAUGCAACAAACUUUCCACCGAAUUAAAGUACGCCGAAUCAAAAUCAGAAUUCCUGAGUAUCUUCCGGGAAAAUAUAAAACGAUCUAUGACAGUUGACGAUACCAUCCUUGUGGUUAAUUAUAAUCGUCAAGUAUUGGGUCAAACUGGUACAGGUCAUUUCUCACCGUUAGGUGCUUAUCAUGAAGAAAGUGAUCAGGUUCUUAUCAUGGAUAUUGCUCGAUUCAAAUAUCCACCUCAUUGGAUAUCACUAACCAUUUUAAGAGAUGCCAUGCUUAGUGUUGAUACUACAACCGGUAAACCACGAGGUUAUCUGAUAUUAAAAUUUUGA